Molecule: messenger RNA, 2344 nt
Organism: Branchiostoma belcheri (Belcher's lancelet)
Lineage: Eukaryota; Metazoa; Chordata; Leptocardii; Amphioxiformes; Branchiostomatidae
Product: polynucleotide 5'-hydroxyl-kinase NOL9-like
Exons: 15
Coding region: 81-2237 (718 amino acids)
Biological process (GO): cleavage in ITS2 between 5.8S rRNA and LSU-rRNA of tricistronic rRNA transcript (SSU-rRNA, 5.8S rRNA, LSU-rRNA)
Cellular component (GO): nucleus
Molecular function (GO): polynucleotide 5'-hydroxyl-kinase activity
Source: RefSeq, a predicted model, not a curated record
AUGACGGGAAACAAAAUGGCGGCGCCCAUAAAAUCCAGCAAUAUUGGGGAUAUCGGUGGUACUUCCAGAGGAUAAGGAACAUGGAUUCCGCGAUGAGGAGGAAAAGGAAAAGAGGGCCGAGGAAAUCUAAAGCAGAAGAACGCGCGAAGGCUUUGCGGUCAAUAUCAGAUUCCAAAGGUUCCAACGGCCAGACGACUGUGUCACGUACAGCCGUGGCAGCCGCCACCGACCUCGUACCAAACCAGAACCUGGUGAAAAAUGUCAAGACAAGACUGGAAAAGAAACGCGAGAGGUUAAAAGAAAUGAAACUACGAAAGGCAAAGGCUAAGACUGUGGCACCAUGGAGUCAUUUGGUGGCACCUAGCAGUCAGAGUGGACAACAUGGAGAAACCGUUACCACUAAUAGUUCUACUUUGUCUGAUCCUGAUUCAUUGUCAACAGUGUCAUCAAUCUCUGUUCCUCCUACUUGUAGGGUAAUUGAGCAGAAACAGGGAGAAGAGUAUGUCUUAGUGAUAGAACAUUGCCAGGAAGUUUGUUUCCACGGAAAGGCUCUGGUCAGCUGUCUCCAUGGUUCUGUGUUCAUCUACGGCUGCACCCUGCACCAGGGACAGGAACCCUUACCCGUGUACGCACCGAGGACGCACUCAGCUCUGUACAUCACCCCUCUACCACACCAGGGGCGAGUAGUAGUGUCAGAGCACGUGAAACAACUUUUAGGGGAGGACGUGAAGGAAGACACUGUUGUUGUGCUGGUUCAGAAGCUGAAGUGCCCAAUGGUGGAUUAUGUGACAAGUGUGAAGGAGUAUGCUAAUGUCUUCUACUGGGAAAACAAGAGUAAAGACAGUGUUAUAGACAGAGUGAUGACACCAGACCACAGUAAGCUCCUGGAGUCAGUAGGUGUCCAUGUAGUGGACGACCCGGCCACACCGAGGCUGUUCACACCUGAACCUGUCAGGGCGGCGCUGGCAGAUGUACUGGAGCAGGUGGAACAGGCAGUUACCAAAGGUACCACAGCACCUGUCAUCCUGUUAUGUGGAGGCAAGAAUUCAGGAAAAUCUACUCUGGCCAGGUUUCUCAUCAACCUGAUACUCUCCAGUUGUGGAGAGGUGUACCAUCUAGAGUGUGACAUUGGGCAGACAGAGUUCACCCCAUCAGGGUUUGUGUCCCUGACCCAUGUGACCACACCCACGCUCGGCCCUCCCUUCACCCACCAGAAAACACCUGAUAGGUGUUGUUACUACGGGCACCUGAGUCCAAAUGAUGACCCUGACAGGUACAUCAGGACAGUGAAGUAUGUGCACCAAGGUUACCGGGGUGAUGCACCACUCAUUGUCAACACCAUGGGGUGGACACAAGGUCUGGGUUUACACCUGCUUAUGGACACCCUCCACCUGGUGCGACCCUCCCACAUCCUGCAGCUGAAAGGCAGGAAGUCUGCACAGGACCUGCCUCAGCUGUCUCACCAGUUCCUGCACACACAGCCUGGCUGGGCGUAUGCAAACAUACAGGUAGAGACAGACAAAGAGGAUGAUGCUGAUGAUGAUGACGCUGUGCCUGUCAACCCAGAGCUGGUGUACCUACAAGUUGGGAAUGACAUGCCUCGACAUACAUGGUUCACGGCAUCAGAGUUCCGGUCCAUGGCUCUAAUGGCGGCCCUCAGUGCCCUCCAGCCUGACUGCCCAGUUCAUCCCCUGAACACCUCUGGGGUGCUCCCGCUGAAUGCCCUGACCCCCAGGGUAGUGCCGUGGAGCUCAGUGGCCGUGCAUGUCUGCAACGCCGACGUCCCCCCCUCACAGGUCAUGUACGUGCUGAACGCCAGCGUGGUCGCUUUGUGCCAGGCUGGGGACAGUGAGUUCUCCAGGCUGAGACAGGGGGCGCUGCCAGAUGGUCCAGUUGUUUUACAGGACACGCCCAUCUGCCAGGCUGUUGGCAUAGGUAUAAUCCGAGGCAUAGACAUGGAGAGGAGAGUGUUCUAUGUCCUGACAUCUGUGGAGGAGCACAGGCUGACAAGGGUUAACAUGCUGAUGUGUGGAGCCCUGUCCAUCCCUGCACCUCUCAUGUUACAACAGAACGUAGAAGGCCCCGUGCCGUACGUGACGUCAGAGUUCUCCCCAGAUGGAGGCAUCUUCGGCGCGACGCCUCUCAGGAUCAGGAAGAACCUGCAGAGGGAGCGUCGGCAGACCGCGGGAACACCGGGCCUCGGGUUUGUCAGUCCCAAUCAACAGGAACUCACAUGAUAGUCUUUAUACAAUGAUCCAUGAAUGAUACCUGCAUACCAUCUUCAGCAUACAGUCAAGGCACCAAGCCUGUGCCAAUCUGCAGGAACUCACAUGAUAGUCUUUAU